Molecule: messenger RNA, 5886 nt
Organism: Megalops cyprinoides (Indo-Pacific tarpon)
Lineage: Eukaryota; Metazoa; Chordata; Actinopteri; Elopiformes; Megalopidae
Gene: acin1a
Product: apoptotic chromatin condensation inducer 1a
Molecular function (GO): nucleic acid binding
Source: RefSeq, a predicted model, not a curated record
GAAGCAAGAUGGCGGACCUCGAAGACGUUACGCUGGACGGGAGGCCGCUUCAUUCGCUCCGAGUGGCCGAUUUAAAAGCCGCUCUGGAGCAGCGAAGCCUCCCUAAAAGCGGGCAAAAGAAUGCCCUGAUCAAGCGACUCAAAGGGGCUCUGAUGCUGGAAAACCUGCAGAGAACCUCCACGGCUCACAUUGGGCUCCAGCCAAACUCCCAGAUUGGGGAGGAGAUGAGUCAGAACAGCUUUAUAAAGCAGUACCUGGCCAAGCAGCAGGAGCUCCUGAGACAGCGUCUGGAGAGAGAGGCCCGCGAGGCGGCCGAGGCCGACGAUGUGGACAGCCCCGCAGGCCAAGAUCAUGAUGACCACACUGAGGCCAAUGACAGUACUUCCUGUCCUCCACAAGACCAGGAAGUCUCUCCUGUGGUGGGUGUCCCGCACAAGCAGCCCCCCUCCUUUGGCCAGCGAGAGGAGAAGGAGGAAGGAGAGGGUGAUGGGGGUGGAGCAGAGCAGAUGGGGGAGGAGCGUCGAGCGGGAAGACGGAGCCCAUGGAGUCGCCUGCUGCCUUUCCCCAGUCCAACGCUCGCAAAGCGGCUUUCUACCAGGCCCAGGACGGCCAGACAGACGCCACCCCCCCCGCACCUGGGCGGCCCCUCCCUGGAGCUGGGGUCCCAGGAGGUCCCGGGCGGGCGGGGCCGGCGCUCAUCUGCCCGGCAGAGCCGCGAGGACCCCGCCCCCUCCUCACCCUCGGCCCCGCCUCGCGCUGUGGCCUCGCUGUCGGUGCGGGUGAUCGGAGAGGCGGACAGACAGGGCUCCGCCCACUCUGCCCCGCAGCCCGGCUCCGCCCACUCUACCCCGCAGCCCGGCUCCGCCCACUCUACCCCACAGCCCGGCUCCACCCACUCCGCCCCGCCCGGCCAGCCCGCCCGAGCGGCGCGCCCCCCGCAGGACAGCGACGACGACAGCGACGAUGACGAUGAGGAGGAGGAGGAGGAGGAAGAGGAGUGGGGUUCCGGAAACAGGAUGGGCGCUGCUUGGGAGCCCCACAGCAGCCAGCUGGCUCGGGAGAGAUCCAGGCGGACCCUCCAACCCCCCCAACGCAUCCCGCCCCAGAUAUCCCAUCAGCCCCAGCUGCAGCUGCGCCAGCCGACGCCGCCUCCUUCUCCUCCCCCAGAGUUCUCCUUCCCCCUGCCUGAUACUCCCAAGCAAAGCCCCCCCAGCCUGGAUGAGGCAGAGGCGGGGCCGGGGGCGGGACAGGGGGCGGGGCCGCGGAGGCACCCCGAGGCCGGCCACUCCCCUCCCUCCCUGCAGCGGCAGGACAGCAGCUCCAGCUCCGGCAGCUCCAGCAGCAACAGCCGCAGCAGCAGCCCGGAGCCGCAGGGGGGCGCUGGAGAGCGCAAGCCCGGCCCGCUCACGCUGCUGGCGCGCAAGAUGGAGUCUGAGGGAGCCUUCGCUGGGGGCCGAAGGAAGGGCCGGCCGGAGGCUGAGGGGGAGGAGCCGGCGGGGGUGGCCCUGCCCGAUGGCUCGGCAGCCGGGCUCUUCCCCGGGAACGUCCUCCGCGAUGCGACCGCCGCUGCGACCGCCGUCGCCCACCUGCCCGGUGCCGCGCCCGCACUGCUGCCCGCCGCCCUCAUGGCCAAGAAGAGCCUCGUGGCCGCGGCGGUUCCCACCAUCACUUUCAGCGCCACCGCCGCCCCGGGGGCUCGAGGAGCCCCUUUCAGCACCACCUCUGCCCCGGCCAGGGUCGUCACGGCCACUGCUGAAGACCCAGAAAGGAAGGGGGAGCUGGAGAGUGUGGGUGCAGACAAAAUCGACAGCCGAGAAGCAGGAGAGAUGCUACAUUCAAGGGAGAAGGAGAAGGAGAGGGAGAGGGCUCUGGAGAGAGAACGAGUGGAGAGAGAGAAGGCUCUAGAGAAGGAAAGGGAGAGAGAGCGGGAGGAGAAGGAGAAGGCCCUCAAGAAAGAACGAGAGGAGAAAGAGAGGGCUCUGGAGCGAGAGAGGGAGAGAGAACGGGAGGAGAGGGAGAAGGCUCUAGAGAGAGAGAGGGCACUAGAGAGAGAGAGGGCACUCGAGAGAGAGCGCAUUGAGAGGGAGAUGGCACUAGAGAGAGAACGACUGGAGAGAGAGCGGGUGGAGAAGGAGAAGGCCCUAGCAAGAGAACGAGAGGAGAGGGAGAAGGCCCUAGAGAGAGAACGAGAGGAGAGGGAGAAGGCCCUCGCAAGAGAACGAGAGGAGAGGGAGAAGGCCCUAGAGAGAGAACGAGAGGAGAGGGAAAGGGAGAGAGAGCGGGUGGAGAGAGAGAUGGCCCUUGAGAGAGAACGAGUGGAGAAGGAGAAGGCGCUAGAGAGAGAACGACUGGAGAGAGAGCGGGUGGAGAGAGAGAUGGCCCUAGAGAGAGAACGCUUGGAGAGAGAACGGGAGAGGGAGAUGGCCUUAGAGAGAGAGCGAGAGGAGAGAGAACGGGAGAGAGAGCGGUUAGAGAGGGAGAUGGCCCUAGCGAGAGAACGAGAGGAGAGGGAGAAAGCUCUAGAGAGAGACCGAGAAGAGAGAGAAAGGGAGAGAGAGCGGUUGGAGAGGGAGAAGGCACAGGAGAGGGAAAGAGAGCAAGAGGAGAAGGAGAAGGCCCUUGAGCGAGAGAGGGAGAGAGAGCGAGACGAGAGGGCGAUGCUGGAGAGUCGUUUACCCCCGUGGAAACGUGGGCGAGAGUUCGGUGGGCUCAGCUCCUCUCUGAUCCCCACCCCCGCGCUCUCUGCUGUGGCGGAAAAGAAAGACCCCGAGAGGGAGGACCCCGCAGCUGGCCACUCUGUGUCCCAGACGCCCGGGAGACCCGGCCAGCCGUCAGAGAGCCAGCCCCCCACCCCACUGUCACCCCAGCCCUCCUCCAAGAAGUUCCGCUUCCUGAGGGACACCCCUGUGCUGUCCUCUCCCUCCUCCGCUUCCGCCACUCCCCUCAUCAAACGGCCACGCACCUUCUCCGACACGCCCCCGGGCGAGACACCCGCCCCGCUGGCCUCCCCCCGCAGGCCUGGCCCAGGCGAGGAGGGGGCCAGUGGGGGCGAGACCGCGGCGCCCGCCGUGGACAGCCCCGUCGUCCCACAGCCUGAGGGGGUGCUCUACGCAUCGGCCCCCUUCCCCGCCACUGCGGGGUCAGACAGACAGGCACCGCUGCAGACGCCUGCCAGGCAGGGGGUCCUCGUGUCAGGACCCCAGCAGGCGCACGAUUCCGGCCUGCCCUGGCUGGAGGGAAAGAGCCCAGAGGUUGCCGUGGAGAUGAGGGCACUAGCUGAGAUGCCCAGGCCGGAUGUUGGUGGGGGGAGGGUGCAGGAGGGGGAGAGAGCGGUGAAACUGGCCCAAGCCGAGGCCCCUGAAGGAGUGAGAGAGGCGCAGAGGAGCCUGGCCCCAGCUGUGCGCCCCGUCCUGCCCCCGUCUCCUCCCCCCGAGGAGAGCGAGGCAGAGAGAGAGCCGGACGGAGAGGGGCGGUCCUCUCCCUCCACUGACUCCUCCCCCUCUGACUCCGAUUCGGGCUCCACCUCCUCACGCUCCUCUGGCUCAUCCUCUUCCUCAGAAGAGAAAGAUCACUCUGCUCCCAGGAGCAGGAGGUCUGCCAGCGCUCAGCGAGACUCGGUGUCCCAGGACAGCGAGGCGUCCGGUCGCCCCGAGGCCGGGCCACCCCGUAAGAGGAGAGGGGAGCAGCCGGCCCAGGACAGAAGAGCCGAUGCUGACGAGGGAGAGAGCCAGAGCAAGAGGCCCUGUCUGGAUAAAGAAAAGGAACAAGGAGAGCAGAAGAAAGAAGAGAAGGAAGGAGGAGAGGAGGAGACAAAACACCCAGCCAGGUCAGACCCCACAGGCUGCGCGCGCACACACACACACACACACACAACUGGCGCACUCAGCGUGUUACUAUCGCUGCGGGAACUGGGGCCGUUGAAACGGGCGGGGCAUUUCGAGUCGGGGUUCGGGCCCGACAGUAUGCUGUCCGAAAGCAACAAAAACGGGGAGGGGAAGCAGGCGGGCAUGUCGGAGUCUGGGGGCCCUGAGUGUGAGCAGGCUGCUGAGAGCAGCGAGGGCCGUGUGGAGGAGAGCACCACUCCUAAAGUGUUCACUGCCCGGAAGAUCUCCCUGAGCACAGCCAGUAAGCCGUCCCCAGGGGGCGGGGCUGUAGGAGUGGGCGUGUCCGCGCCCGCAGCAGUGCCCCAGGGCCCGCAGGGGGAGGCGGAGUCCGGAGGCCCAGCGGGGAGGAAGAGGAGGUGGGGCUCCAGCACAGCAGUCACAGCCAAGAAGCCCUCCAUCAGCAUCACCACAGACUCACUGAAGUCUCUGAUCCCGGACAUGAAGCCGGCAGCAGGCGCGGGGAGCCAGGAGGCGGUGGUGGAGCUGCACCCCGAGGAGGGCCGUCUGUCCGGGGACGAGGAGGGUGCCGAGCAGGGCGAGGCCGGAGAGCCCGGCCUGGACAAGGACCUGAAGAUCCGCCGCACCGUCACACAGGUGGUCCACGCGGAGGGCCAGGAGAACGGACAGAAGGAGCUGAAGACAGCAGAGGAAGAGGAGGAGGAGGAAGGAGAGGCAGAGGCAGAGGGGGUGACCAAGGAGGAGAAUGAUAACAGCAGCUUCCAGGUGGCCAUGGAAACGCAAACCCCUGCAGCCGCACGCGAGGUGGAGCUGAAGAAAGUUACCCCCAGCGACACUCUGGUGCGACGCUCCAUCAGCCAGCAGAAAUCGGGGGUGUCGAUCACCAUUGAUGAUCCAGUGCGAACAGCCAAGCAGCCCUCUCCCCCCCGCGGCAAGGUCACCAACAUCGUGCACAUCUGCCACCUGGUGCGGCCGUUCACUCUGGGGCAGCUGAAGGAGCUGCUGAAUCGCACUGGCACCGUGCUGGAGGAGGGAUUCUGGAUCGACAAGAUCAAGUCCCACUGCUACGUCACUUACUCCAGCACAGAGGAGGCAGUCGCUACCAGAGCUGCUCUGCAUGGUGUGAAGUGGCCCCAGAGUAACCCCAAAUUCCUCAGCGUGGACUUCUGCGAGCAGGACGAGCUGGAUUUCCACCGGGGGCUGCUGGUACCGGAGCGCGGGGCGGAGGAGGACCGCGGGGGGGCGGGGGCCGCGGGGCCGGCGGGGGCCCCCCCCUCGCUGCUGCCUGAACGGGAGCGGGGCGCGGGGGGCGUGCGGGACCUGUGGGCGCAGAGAGAGAGGGAGAUGGAGCGCAGGGAGAGGGCCCGCGCAGAGAGAGAGUGGGACCGCGACAAGGUGCGGGAUUUCGGCAAACCCGGAGAGGACCGGGAGGGAGGGGCCAGACGCUCCCGCUCCCGCGACAGAGAGAGGAGGCGCAAGGAGAGGGGCAAGAGCAAGGAGAGGAAGACCGACAAGAAGGAGAAAGCCCCAGAGGAGCCCCCAGCCAAGCUGCUGGAUGAUCUGUUCUGCAAAACCAAAGCUGCCCCCUGUAUAUACUGGCUCCCUCUGACUGAGCAGCAGGCACUGCAGAGGGAGGCGGAGCGGGCGGAGCGGAUGAAGGAGAGGGAGCGGCGGCGGAAGGAGCAGCAGGAGGAGGAGGAGCGCAAGCGUGAGGAGGAGCGCAGGGAGAGGGCCAAGGGCCGGGAGAAGGAGGCGGGGCCGGGGGCGGGGCCGGCGUCGGGCGGGGCCGGGGCAGGGGCGGGGCCGGGGGGCAGCGGCCGCGGGGCGGAGGCAGACAGGGACAGAGAGCGAGACAGAGACAGGGAGAGGGGCAGAGACAGGGAGGCGGAGAAGAGGAGAGAGGGGUACCGCAGGCCAGGCGCCCAGGGGGCCAGCCGACGCUCACGCAGUCGCAGUAACCCCCCGCCCCGAGACAGGCGACGCUGAGAGGGGGAGAGAGGGGAGAGUGGGGGAGAGGGGGAUGGAGAGAGAGAGGAGAGAGGAG